This is a messenger RNA of Rhododendron vialii, 1084 nucleotides long. RefSeq lists its product as uncharacterized. Bases 168 to 854 code for a protein of 228 amino acids. Lineage: Eukaryota; Viridiplantae; Streptophyta; Magnoliopsida; Ericales; Ericaceae. The record is from RefSeq and is a predicted model, not a curated record. The transcript has 7 exons.
GUUUUAGGGCCAUCUCCUUUGAUUUUAUUCAUGGAAGUAACAUACAGAUGAUCUCUGUUUGUACUAAUAAGAUGCCAACUUGGGUUUCUGGAUCAGGAUGCUUUGCUUUCCGUUCUAUGGAAGUCCAUGCGUUUGGAGGGGUUAUAGGAUGACGUUUCGUAGUCACUAUGAUGGGGAGUUCUCAGCGUCCUGGGCUUAGUUUGGGCCGUUUGGCCAUUCAAAUCAAACAAUUGCCAUGCAUUCAAAUCAAACAAAUGUUAAGCUGUAGAAAGUACAGAACGGACGCAAGUAAACGUAAUGAUGCCUCCAAGUCUAGCAAUUUUGAUCAUGCUGCUGCUGCUGCUACACCUCAAGAACAUAUAUGCUGUGAAGGUCAAAAUCUUGUUCAUCUCCUCAAAUGUAUAAAGAGGGAGAUUGAAUUGACGAGACUCAUGGACCCAGCUUUACCUCACAAAAUAUGGCUCAAGCAACAAUUUUCUAUCGGGGUGAAUGAGGUCACGCGGGUUCUUGAACGCAUGCCCCCAAUUGAUGUAAAGGGAAGCUCUCCUGGACACCCUCUCACGACAACCCACAGAUUUUGCUGUAAAGCUUCCCCAGUUGAAAUUCAGGCCAUACUAGUAGCUUCUGAUUGCAUUCCACAAUGGCUGACAAGGCAUCUGCCCAGCAUGGCCUCUUCUAGGAAAGUACCUCUGAUUGUUGUGACGGAUAAGAAAGGGGGCUCAACGAGAUUAGGUGAACUGGUUAAACUGAAAACAGCAAUUGCCAUUGGAGUUAAGGUUAAAGGUAAUGCCAUCAAUCGACAAAUUGAGGAGAUUCUCCAGGGCAAGUUGGAAGGAUUGUGUGAAUUCAACUAGAACGCCGGGUACACAGUGCCUCUAACCAUCAUUUUGACAAGCAUCAACUUAUCACUGGUCACGGUGUAAGGGGAGACAGAUCAGUUUCAGAGGCGGCUCUAUGUAGGCCGUUGCAUGGUCAACUGAACACCCAAACAAUUUUUUUUUGCUUAGAAUACAUGUGAAAAUUAUGUGUAAGCGUUUUUUUGAACACCCAACUCAAAUAUCAUUGAACACCUAAUUCUAACAUU